CGCGCAUCCUUAAUGGCGACUUGGUGCCAUAGUCGGUCGGUCAGAGCACUAUCUUCCGUAUUUUCCAAGAUACGUUUCUCGUCGUUCGAUCCGUCGGUUUUGUCGUCUCACAUCGCGUCCGACCAGCGAGUCGAGAUUAUUUUCAACCGACCUGUUCUACCAAAUCAUCAAGACGAAGCUCAAAAUGUCAUUGGGCAAUCAUGCUGCCCUUACACCCUUGGAGGACAUGUCGGCUGGUCGAGGGCAAGGAGGUGGGGGGCCUCCUCCAAAUUGUCAAAAAGUUUUUAUACAACGCGACUACAGCGAAGGCACCAUGGUUAAGUUUCAGACAGAGUUUCCCACGGAAUUGGAGAGUAGACUGGACAGACAGUCGUUCGAGUAUACGAUCACUCAGUUGAACAACUACUUUGCCGAAGCGGAACGGGCCAGUUGUUCCACGUACUGCGAAGGCUGCCUGGCUUGUCUCACCGGUUACCUAAUUUACAUAUGCACAGAGACUCAUUACGAGAAGUGUUUGCGAAAAGUGGCAAAGUUUGUUAGUGAACAAAAUGACAGAGUCUAUAAGCCGCGCGGGCUGUUAUUGACAGACCCGACGAUUCGUGGACUUAGGUUAAUAGAAAUUUCAGUAUUGGACAGACCUGCAUCGUGACUGCACAUUAGCCGAUCCAGGGAGUUCUUUAUGUGAUCCGCGCGCUUCUGCCACUUUGCCAGGAUUGCAGACCCACGUGAGCCGAUGAGUGUUUCUGGACAUAAUUACGUUCAACUCCGACCUCCUUUGAUUUAGUUGCGCGAUAUGAAUUUUGUUACGAGCCACGAAUAACGAAAAUUUAUAUUUUCAGCGAAUCGUUCUGUAAACAUACAUGCAAUAUCGUCACGAAUUCAAGGAACGAAGCUUGUCCUCUUCGAAGUUGCACAGGAUGAGAAUCGAUUCUCUUGUUCUAUGACAGACUUUAUAUUUCGCUGGUGUAUCGUUGAAAUUUAACGAUUUCACGUUGGUCGACUAGACUUAUGAUUUUGAGUCUGCGAUCUCAAAAAGAUUCAUAAAAGUUUCGUCCGAAAAGAUUAACAGGGUUCGCUUGCAUGUAUGUUUCGUUUGCUUGAAAAUUAUUGUAUCUCGUGUACAGAGUUCAUUCGAAACAUGGACACGUACCGCGGUAUUGUACAAGUUAAAUUUUAUGCGCGUACGGUAAUACACCGGUGCAAACAAAACAACUACAGCAAAGGAACGAGGUAUAUGUUUAUUCAGAACAAACUGUUUCUUACGAGGAACUGAUUCGCAGAUCCCAUGUGCGUCGUUUCUUCGCGCGUUGGGCGAGGUUCGAACAGUUCUUUUUUACUGUUCGUUUAAAGACUUUAUCGUCAUCUGCAUUUAACAGGCGACACGUGAAUCAGACUUGAGUUCCAUGCUGUUCGAAAUAGAAAACAAAACAAACGGACUCGGCGUCAAGUUUGAUUCUAACAUCUUCGUCAAGUACUGAAAACGUUUUUUCACGUUAUAAGUUUAAACGCUUCGUAAACACUAAGCAGACACUUGAAUUAUAUUUUCCUCUUCCGCGAUAUAUCUUCCACGAUGAUGCUUACGGUCAAUUUUCCGUUUUCGUUUCGAACACACGUACGAGCCAGGUGUUCACUUGUCGUGGAUGACACCUCUUCAAAGAAACAAACCAACCGAAGAAUUCGAUCGAAAUUGCUGGCACAAAGUAUUUGCGCUGAGAAAUCCAGGGAUUGGCUAAGAAAAAUUGUACAAACAAACAAAGAGAGAGAAAGAAAGAAGUGGAAUGAAAAAAAAAAAAAUAGGAGAGAAAACGAGGUGAUUAUAUUAGUAGAAUACAAUGUAUUAAACUGAUUGAAUCGUGUGAACAUUGUGAUCAAGGAUAAAUUACGAUUACACGUUCGCGCACCGACGUUCCGGUGCCCAGGUGUACGUAUGUUGUGUGCGUGAUGAUUUUUUUAUUUUAUAUUUUUGUACGAUACCGCAUGAGCGACUCAACCUUCGGAAAUCUCUCUACGCAUCCGGUGGUUACGCGGGGUGCACGUUUGUGUGUUUUUUUUUUUUUUUUUUUUUAAAUCGUUCACGAUUCGAUUCGUUUUAAGGAAACGAUUUGAUCUCAAGCGUGACAUCUGAUUCUAUAUAUUUUUCUUCGUGACUUUCGCGCGGCCGUCUGAUUUACAGCAACGACUAUACAUAUAUACAAUCGUUAAGUCUGCCUCGAGCGUUGGGUAUACUUACCUCUACCACGUACUGCGUCACAAAGAGGAGCACGAUUAAUUUUAUACCGCGGUGGGGUAUUCGGUCUCGUCCUUGGUCACAAUGAAUGCGGAGCCUGCUCGACGUAAUCAUGCGAUCGACCCGAUGGAUAAAAUCUUCGAGGCUUUCAGGACCUGGAUUACUUACGGUUGACACCGUGCGAGAGACUUUUGGGAUGUAAAGUGUGCCAGCUUGGAAGUGUGUUUCGACGUUUAUACCUGUGCAUGGAGUAUGGUACCGAACAGCGUCGUUUGGUUGCUUUAACGCGGCUGGAGGAAAAUUAAUCUAUCGUCUAUUAAGCCUACCUAGCUGUAUAAUAUUGUAAUAUCGCAUAGUCGCAUUUAAUAUCAGUGCACAUGCAUCGUAAAGUGUCAUCGAGUAUUAUAGAUGAGCAUUCAUCAGACGGUAUCAUGUAUUUUAGGCGUAGAAAUUAAUUCUGUGCCUCGGUAUUGAAUUAUUCGUAACUCUAGUUUAAACGGAUAUAUUUAUAUAGAUUCCAAGUUCUCGGCCUGAUCUCUGUCACAAUGUAUCUACACCUGAGUCUUAACCUGACGGUCAUUCCGAUGCAUCCGUACGAACAUUAGUAGCCAUCAGAUUUCGCUUAUCGUUAUUCUUCUACAGUUACUGUAAUUAUCAAGCACGCAUUUAUGGCUACGAAUCCUCCUAUAUACGUGUACACACGUUCCAAUGGCCAUCAGGUUUGGACUAGGUCGAGAAUGUAGAAGGUUGACAAUUUAUUAUAUAAUAACAAAAUAUUUCUACUUAAGUGAAAGUUAUAAAUGAUUAAAUAUUAAGGCAGAGAAUUAUUUCUAUAGGUAAUAAUAGCGUGCAUUAUCAUUAUCCAACGGCCACCGCGUGAGGUAUCGUUCAGCGUCGCUUAACAGCGUAAAGUAUCACGUGGUAUCAUACUAUGGUUUCAGUGGGUCGUCGAGAAAUUCGAUCGAAGUUAGGAGCGGGCAACACGUCCAAACACGUUUCCAAAAUGUCACGGCUGGACACCAGGAAGCCGCAAAUAUUUAACCACGGUAGGGGUCGACGAAUCUUGCCAAAUAGCCGCGCCACUGCCUCCGACAAUUUAUUUUCCGUUACCAGCGAACGAAACGAACGAAAGAAACGAAUCUCAACAGCCUUACGGACGAUCUUGAGUGAUUGUAAUCGGGAACGAAAGAAAGAAAAAAACAAAGAAAACAAACUCGAGAACGCCGUUCACGGUUCUGGUUUACUCGCGUCGCAAGGUUACGCGCGGCAGGCUCCGCGCGUACGCAACGCGACGUUGCGUACAAUGGUGUAAAUAGCGAAUUAAUCGUCAACAACACUGAGUAUCACGAGAGAAGUACCGUUUGUUAUACUUAAUUUAAUUGUAGGACCAAAACGUUUGAUGAUUCGUUACUGUAAAGAACACCAUCGUUCGAGUGUAAUUUCUAAAAGUUUUAAUAAUAAAAACUACGUAAAAGUCAUAAAGAGAGAGAGAGAGAGAGAGGGGGGGGGGGGGAGACAGAGAAGGUUACACGUAGAAACGUUGUAAUCGGCGCCUACGAUCCUGUAAACAGAAAAAUACGCACGCGUCGUAUACCUCGAAGGAAACAGUGGGGGAGAGGUGAAGAGAUUGGGAAGACACCAGCGAGUUUGAGCACAUUCAGAUUUUAUUUUGUCGUUCGCGAUAGUCUCCGACAGGCAUGCUCGCUCGUAGCUAUAUCAAAAGACUAGAAACCAGUCUAACUCGUGUCGCUGAAUUUCUCACGUUCGCUUAAAAACACCGCGGCUCUCUUCGUACAUCGAUAAUAUCGUAAGUCGAUUCUCUGCCGCAAUCGGUAUGCAAAUGUCACCGCCGUCGGUGAGGACCUCGUCGAGAUUUGUUAAUUCGCGUGACCACUCGUCAACGAUCGUUCGCCUCGAUUCGUUUCCUCCUGAGGAACAAUGGAAUACAGUACAGAGCACGUACAGUAACGCGCCGAUUUUAACGAAACUUGGUACACAGAUGAAACAAUGAAAUGCAUCGGACGCGUAUCUCCUUACGUCGGUUGAUUCGUGACGCAUAACGCGACGUUCGAGGGUAGUUCUCAUGAAUCGUACAUGAAUCAGCCGACAUAAAAAAAAUACGUGCCCAACGUUUUUUCGAUGCUCCAGCUGUGUACCAAGUUUCAUUAAAAUCGUCGCGCAACAGUUGGAUGAUG
Messenger RNA from Hylaeus volcanicus, 4422 nucleotides. RefSeq names its product golgin subfamily A member 7. NCBI's taxonomy places the organism in Eukaryota, Metazoa, Arthropoda, Insecta, Hymenoptera, Colletidae. The record is from RefSeq and is a predicted model, not a curated record. Gene Ontology annotation, cellular component: palmitoyltransferase complex. The transcript has 3 exons. Bases 185 to 649 code for a protein of 154 amino acids. Gene Ontology annotation, biological process: protein targeting to membrane; peptidyl-L-cysteine S-palmitoylation.